GUGAAAUGAGGAAGGGCAGCUGCAGACGAUAAUAGACCAGGAACAAUACGGGACAGAACUACAACAGCGUGUACUACGACUACACAUACUAACAUCAUUACUGCUACUACUACUACUACUACUCUCUUAUAACUACAGAGCGCAGAAGACAGGAUUUUCACAUUUUUGGAUUUUAUGACUUGCGUAUUUUCUGUCACCUGUGGAUUUGGGACCUGGGGAACAGUUGGAUUAUUACAGUAAUUACCGUAGCAGGUUCACCAUCAGUAUUUUUUACCGUUACGUGACAGAUGAACAUUUCCCAGGCGUAACAUUGUUGGAGCUACAGUCGUAGGACACCAUGGGAGGACUUGCAGAGUUUUGUGUUUUGGAUAUCGCGUGGACACUUUAAGCAGUUUUGAGCUCUUUUUUGGAGGAUGGAGGUGAAAUCUCUGUUCAGUCUCCACCGAGCGCUGGCCCAGCCCGUCCAGAUGUGUAUGUUUGAUUUCCACGUGACCAUCCUGAACGACCUGAGCUCCACUCAGGAGAUCGGGGAGGAGUCCGAGGAGGAUGCGGUCUUCACCAUCACGCUGCGGAAGGUGCAGCUGCAUCACUCGGCCAGUAAGGGUCAGCGGUGGCUGGGCGUGGACUCGGAGGCGGCGCUGAGCCUGUACGAGACGUGCAAAGUGCGCACGAUUAAGGCGGGGACGCUGGAGAGGCUGGUGGAGUACAUGGUGACGGCGUUCAAGGACAGAGACUCCACCUACGUCACCAUCUUCCUCUGCACGUACCGAUCCUUCGCCACCACCAGACAAGUGCUGGACCUGCUGCUCAACAGAUAUGCCAAGCUACAGAAUGUGCCUGUCACAGCUCACAGAGUCUCUCAGGACGAGUGCACCGAGCUCAGAAAUACGGUGUCGUCGAUCCUGGGCGCGUGGCUGGACCAGUACUCGGAGGAUUUCUGGAGCCCUCCACACUACGAGUCCCUGCACCAGCUCCUGGCCUAUCUGCACCUGCACUUCCCCGGGUCGGACCUGGAGAGACGCGCUCGCAACCUGCUCGCCCACUUCCUCCGCAGGCAGCAGUGUGAGCCAGACUCUGAUGGGGAGCACAUCGGCUGUCCGUUUGCCACGCAGGAGGAGAGCGGGUUUGAAGAUGAACUCCCGGCUUUUAGUUUCCUGUCCUUUGACCCCAUUAUGGUGGCGGAACAGUUCACUCUCAUGGACGCGGACCUGUUUAAGAAGGUGGUGCCGUACCACUGUCUGGGUGGGAUCUGGUCUCAGAGGGACAAAAAGGGCAAAGAGCACUUGGCUCCGACCAUCCGAGCGACCGUGGCUCAGUUCAACUCCGUCACCAACUGUGUGAUCACCACCUGCCUGAGCAACCCCAGCCUCAAGCACACGCAGCGGGCGCGGCUGCUCGAGCGCUGGAUCGACGUGGCACGGGAGUGUCGGAUUUUGAAAAACUUCUCGUCGUUAAGAGCCAUUUUAUCAGCGCUUCAGUGUAACUCCAUCCACCGACUCAAGAGGACCUGGGAUGAGGUUUCACGGGAGAGUUUCCGAAUGUUCCGUGAGCUGUCCGAAAUCUUCUCAGACGAUAAUAACUACUCCCUGAGUCGAGAGCUGCUGGUGAAGGAGGGCACGUCUAAAUUCGCCACUCUGGAGAUCAACCCCAAACGAGCCCAGAGGAGGCACCAGCAGCAGAGAGACCUGGGCGUGAUGCAGGGGACCAUUCCGUAUCUGGGCACGUUUCUGACCGAUCUCGUCAUGAUGGACACUGCCAUGAAGGACUACACAGAGAACGGACUCAUCAACUUCGAAAAGAGGCGAAAGGAGUUCGAGGUGAUCGCUCAGAUCAAACUGCUGCAGUUGGCCUCCAAUAACUACAGCUUCACUCAGGACAGCCACUUCAGAGAGUGGUUCGGGGGAGUGGAGAAGCUCACCGAGGCAGAGAGUUAUAACCUGUCGUGUGAGAUCGAACCUUUGUCUGAAUCGGCCAGUAACACGCUGAGGGCCAAAAAGAACGGAGGGAUCAUGAAGCGCUGGAGCGAUCGUCAGCUGACAGAGGCCGGCUGCAGCAGUGCCUCGUCCCACUCCAAAUCCUUUGACCAGGCGCAGUACCGGCCGUACCAGAGCGGGGGCGACAGCGGGGACGCCCUCUCCGUCACCUCAGUGAGCUCCAGUGGGUCCGACCUGGAGGACGUCAACCCCAGCUUCUUAUCAGACUCUCCAGAGGGACACCACGAACGCAAGACGUCCACUCCGUCAGUGAAGUUGUCUGUGUCGGCUCUGAGCAGAGACGCUCCGGCCGCUGACACCACCUCCACGUUCUGGGAGUGCACGUCUCUCUCGUCUCUGGACACGUCGGGGAUGGGCUCCGGCUCUGGCUCCUCUUCGGCCUCGUCCUCGUCGGCGUCCUGCUCCACCCCGCUGUCCUCCCGCUCCCAUCACAAACGCUCCGUCUCCGCCGUCUCCAACUACUCCACCCUGUCCCUGCCCCUGUACAACCAGCAGGUGGACGACUGCUGCAUCAUCCGCGUCAGCCUCGACGUGGAGAACGGGAACAUGUACAAGAGCAUCCUGGUGACGAGUCAGGACAAAACUCCGGCUGUGAUCAGAAAAGCCAUGAUCAAACACAACCUGGAGAGAGAGAAGAGCGAGGACUACGAGCUCAUGCAGAAGAUCGCCGAGGACAAGGAGCUGCGCAUCCCGGACAACGCCAACGUGUUUUACGCCAUGAACUCCACUGCCAACUACGACUUCGUGCUGAAAAAACGCGGCUCCAUGCGUCCGGUCCGAGCCAAAGCCGUGGCCAGUUCCACUCUGCCCCGGAUGAAGCAGAAGGGCCUCAAGAUCGCAAAGGGCAUUUUCUGAACACCGCGAAACUCUUCUAAAAUAAAAAUAAUAAUAACACGGAGAAGAAUUAAACGUCUUCUUGUCCGGAUCGCGGCUCAGGACUCAACGCCGUGACGGGAAAAACGACGGAUAAUUACAGAAGGUGAUGGAUGGAGAGCGUAAAAGGACGGACGUUGAUGGAUUUUUGGGAAGUUUUUUAACCGAAAUGGCGUCGAGGAACGAAAGAGAAAAGGUGCAAACUGAAUUCAAGCGCGUGGAAAGUCGAAAGAUGGCGAUUUUUUUGCUUUAAAAUCUCAAAAAAUUCUCCCAGUUUAUUGUGAAAAAAUGUCCGUGUUUUACUUUUAAAGCCACAACGAGCGACUUAAAACCACUUUGUUCAGCGUUGAAAGGUAAAGACGCACUGAGGAACUUUUUAUGGGGAGUCGGGUCCGUCGUCUGCUCGUUUCCAGGGAGAUGUUAUUGCGUAGUCUGGAAUGUUUCACAGUACGGCAUUAGUCGUGUCUUUCGUUUAUGCAAUUAUUAAAAAAUCCAGGAUUACGUAAAAUGUACUGUCCUGAUUCAGUCCUGGUUUAGACCUGAUUCAGUCCUGGUUUAGACCUGGUUUAGUCCUGGUUUAGUCCUGGUUUAGUUCUGGUUCAGUCCUGGUUUAGACCUGGUUUAGUCCUGAUUCAGACCCGGUUUAGUCCUGGUUUAGUUCUGGUUUAAUCCUGGUUUAGUCCUGGUUUAGUCUUGUUUUAGUCCUGUUUUAGUCCCGGUUCAGUCCUUUUUUAGUACUGGUUUAGUUCUGGUUUAGUCCUGAUUUAGUCCUGAUUCAGUAGUUCUGGUUUAGACCUGGUUCAGUCCUGGUUUAGACCUGGUUUAGUCCUGAUUCAGUCCUGAUUCAGACCCGGUUUAGUCCUGGUUUAGUCCUGGUUUAGUAGUCCUGGUUUAGUCCCUAGAUGCUGUUGCUGAAAUAUCCCAGAGUAUGGCAUUAAACAUCUGUCUCAUUAUUGAACAAACGUGAGUUUGUUUACGAGUUUAAUGCAACACUGCAGAACAUUUCAGGCAUUUCAUAGCGUCUCCAUGGAUACAAUCAGAUGACGGACGCUCCCCCCAAAAAGUUACACAAAGCACCUUUAACUUUUAUUCCUUUUUUUGUUUUUUAAUAUUCAAAUUUGACACUUUAUCCAAGAAUUUCGGUCGAUUUUAACAUUUUUUUCAGAAUUUUUUGUGAAUUUGUUGACUUUUUUUUUUUUUUUUUUGGACUGGUUUUGCCGUUUUUGAUGCCGUCAGACAAAUGUUCCUGAAUGUUUUGAAGACUCGGUAAUUUCCUGGACCACUUUUUGUCCUUUUACUUGAUUCUGAAACGAAUUCUUACGCACUGAAAAAGUUGUUGCGUUUCAAAACUCGACGGAAACAAAAACCAAGUGUCAAUUUCGUACCAGUUUUUAGUUUUUUUGUCGAAAACCACUACUACCCGCACUUCAUUUCGGACGUUGCCGUGACGAACAAACUUGUAAAUAAAAGAAAAGAACAAAGGACUGUGACAUUUUGUUAAUAAUUUUUGGUCACGAUUUUGAACAAUGUGUAUUUUUUGCUUUGUACAUUUUAUUUGGCAUCAAUGUUGUUUUUAUUUUUAUUUUUUAAUUUUCUUUUUUUAUUUUUAUAACGGUGCUGCUAAUAUCAAUAAUUUUUUUGUUAUUGUGGUUGCUACGGGAGACGCCACGUUGGAGAAUGAAAUCGCGCAAAUGAAUUAUUUACGGAAAAUUAAAAUUAAUUUGAAAAACAUACUAAGUUGCUUUCAAAGUAUCUUCAAAAAAUUUUAAAUAUAUAUAUUUUUUCCAACAUGGCGUCUCUACACUAGCCUGUAUUUCUUUCUCUUUAAACAUUUUAUCUUUUCUUUUCUUUUUAUUUUAUGCGGAUUCGAUGAAAUGUGUUUUUUUUUCAAUCCGUGUGUCAUUCAUUCAUUUGUUUUUCAAUGUAAAAAAAAAAAACAGUUUUCUUCAUUAUUUGUCUCCAAAACCAAAAUGAAAAAACAGAUAAUGAUUCGUUUUUUUUCAAUUUUUGAUUUUGUGUUUAAUGAAAAAUGGAAAAACGGAUAACGACCAUUUUCCGUUUACGUGACUUAAACUGCGAAGACUGAACCAGGUCCAGGACCAGACCGGAACCAGACCAGGACUGAGACCGGGACUGAGGCCGGGAUCAGACCAGGACUUAGACCGGGAUUGAGGCCGGGACUGAGACCAGGACCAGACCAGGACUGAGACCGGGAACAGGACCAGGACUGAGACUGGGGCUUAGAUUGGGAGUGAGACUGGGACCAGACCGUGAAUAAGAUUGGGACCAGACCGGGACCGAGACCGGGACCAGGCCAGACCGUGAAUGAGACUGGGACCAGACCGUGAAUGAGACCGGGACCAGACCAGACCGUGAAUGAGACCGGGACCAGACCAGGAUUGAAAACAGUUUAGUCCUGGUUCAGUCCUGGUUUAGUCCACUUUUAGUCCUGGUUUAGUCCUGCUUUAGUCCUACUUUAGUCCUGUUUUAGUCCUGGUUUCGUCCAGGUUUAGUCCUGUUUUAGUCCUGGUUCAGUCCUGUUUUAGUUCUGCUUUAGUCCUGGUUUAGUCCUACAUUAGUCCGUUAUCAGUUUUUUCAUUUUGGUUUUGGAGACAAAUAAUGAAGAAAAUAGUUAAAUUUUUUCAUUUUCUUAUUUUUGGUUUUAUUUUGAAAAAAACGAAUGAACGAACGACACACUGAUGUUUUUAUUUUUCAUUUUUCUGUUCCACGUCUUGAGUGGCUUCAGUCUUUGAACGCACCUUGCUGUUUUUAAAAAGAGUCGAUUUCGUCGUGUAGAGUUCAGAAACACAAAAUGGCGUCGGCGGUUUAAGGGCUUCUUCUUGAGUUGGGAGCAGCUUCGCACUAAAGCAUUCUGGGAUAUGUAGUUUUAGUCACAAUCGCUCGAAAAUGAGCCGCAAUUAACAGUUUAUUAUCUAAAGUCAUUGCCACAAAUGUUUGACAAGAAUUUAUUUUUAUUUACAGGCCCGUCGACAGAAUUUUGGGGGCCCCUGGGCAAGACACAUGGGGCCCCCCUCUUAUAUUAAUUAAGAGGAAGUGAAAUUUAUUUUAUUUUAUCACAUUUUUUGUUGCAAUUUUACAAUUUUUGGCUAAAAAAAAAUACAGUUUAAUUCCUAGUGUCCAAUAAAUAAACAUUACUUCAUCAAUUAAUUGUGUAAAGUAAAAAUUGGGUCAUAAAAUUUAAAAAAACAACAACAACAAAAACGAUUAAUUUACUCUAAAAUUAAAGCCACACUAUGCUGCUUUUUUGGUUAAGGCUCCGUCACAUGUUUGUCUCCAUGGAGAUGUUAUUGUUUGCCUGUAAUGUUCCACAGUAUGUCAUUAAAUAUAAAAAAAUACCAAACAUUUUGCAUUUAUAACACCAAAAAAAUACUUAAAACCUUAUUAUUUUUUUACUAAGGAGACUCGCUUCUCCACAGACCUGACCUCUACUUUGCCCCUAUAUUAUAGAGAUAUAGCACGCCAAUAAAAUCUCCAUGGCGACAAGCAAAAAAGUGACAUCGCGCAGCUUUAAAAUAAUAAACAGUAGAGACGUGCUUUCUGUUUUCUCGCCACUAGAGGGCAGCAGUUUGUAACUUAAAACCACUUUUUUAAGCAGCGCUAAUUUAAUCUUGCGUUUAUUUGGUUAUAAAUGUUCUUACUGCUCGAAAUACCUCGUAAAACAUGGAUUCUGACUGUGAGCGGGCUCGCCUCUCCGCAGAUCUGACCUCUGUGUGAGCAAGUAGUCCAAACUGAACUAAAAAGACCAAAAAUAUUCCGUGGAAAAUGUUUAAAAUGACGAAAUUCAAAGCCAAACCCUAGAUCCUUCACCGCAAGAGUUCCACAGUGCAGCUUUACUUUUUAUCUUCUAACCUUUGUAUCUUCACAGAGACCAAGUUACGGGUCAGAUCUGUGGAGAGGCGACCCCGCUCACGGUCAAAAUGUUGUAUUUGGAGGUAUUUUUGAGCUUUAAAACCACCUGUAAUUGAAUAAAUGUGAAAUAGAGCUGCUUAAUGUCACACUGCGGAACAUUCCAGGCACAGCGAUGACACAUCUCCAUAGAAACAAGCAGGUGACGGACCCCCCCCCAAACAAAAAGUUCCACAGUGCAGCUUUAAUAUUAAUAUUUUACACUUUCUAUAAGAAUUUCAGCAACAUUUUUUUUUUUUUUUCUGAAUUUUUCCGCUUUAUUCAGCAGUAAAAGUUUAAAGAUUCACUGUGGUACUUUUCUCAGGGGAAGUCUAAAAUCUGCUUGUUUCCAUGGAGAUGUUAUGACUUAGAAAGUGCCGGAAAAUUUCACAGCAGUGCUUUAAUUGUAUCUUGCAUGUUAAUCACUUAUAAACACACACAGUUGUUACACUUCCUCGCCACUAGAGGGCAGCGCUUCACUUUAAACCACUUUAUUAAGAAGUAAAAGUUUAAAGACACACUAUGGAACUUUUCCCGUGGGAAGUCUGCCAUCUGCUUGUUUCCACGGAGAUGUUACGGCAUAGAAAGUGCCGGAAAGUUUCACAGUGCGGCAUUACUAACAUAACUUCACUUUUUACUAAUAAAACUUUAAAUACUUUUGUGGCAGUGACUUUAUUUUGAAAAGCACUAGAUUUGAAAUUUUGACACUACGUUUUGCCGUUUUAUCGCCCGUCGUCAUAGCAACCUAACAACCGCUUUCGUUUGCUAAGGUUUCGUUUUGUUUAACUUUUACGAUGGUGGAUGCAAUAUCGAUAUUUUAAAGACAGAAAAUGUAAAAAAAAAUAAAAUAAAAACGUAAGAAUUCGGGGCAGAGCGUUUGAACACUGUGAGUCUGAAAGUGAAACUCUGCGAUGCACUGUGAAUCCAACGAAAAACAUUUCAAAUUGUUCGAGUAAAGAAAUAAAAAAAUGUAACAUGGUCAAUUGUCAGAUAGGUCCAUUGCAUUUCAACAUUUCGUGCCAAAAAAAGAGACAGGCUUCCAUAGUGAGACGUGUGUGAACUGUUUUAUGGAAAAAGAGAAACAAAAUGUAUGAAAUUGGAGAUAAAAAAAAGUUCAAGUUAAAGUCAGGAUUUUAAGAAACUGCUGAAGAAAAGAAAUUCAAAAUUGUUUCAGAAUUUUGGAUGUAAAUUUGAAAAAAUGUUGUGUGGUUCCAGUUUUGAGCAGCAAACACGAGCGACGCAGGAAAAAACUGACAAAAUAUUUAACACUUUCCCCCAUUUAGAUCAUUACUACUACUACUACUACUACUACUACUACAACUUCCUCUACCACUAUUACAGUUACUACUGCUUCUACUUGUACUUGUACUACUUCUACUGCAACAACUACAACAACUACUACUACUACUACUACUACUACUACUACUACUACUACUUACUACUACUUGUACUACUUCUACUACAACAACUACUACUACUACUACUAUUAUGUACUUCUAUUACUUCUGCUACUACUACUACUACUACUAUUUCUACUACUACUACACCAUUACCACCAACAACAACUACUACAACUAUGACUAUUACUACUACUUUUACUUAUACUAAUUCUACCACUGCUUUUACUACUACCGCUACUUCUGCUACUAUUUAUGAUACUGACUUAAGACACCUGAAGUUGUAGGUAUAGUAGCCAAAUUUGUACUAAAGUACUAGUACUGUUACUUCAAAAUUAUAUAUUUGGUGGAAAAAAAAUCCCAAUGUUCUUUUUUAAAAUAUUGAAAUAAGAGAAUAAAAUGUUGCAACAUAAUGUUUAAAAUUGUAUUAUAUCUACACAAUUUAUUUUUUGUUUGUGUCAUUUUUUUAUACAUUUUUUAAAAUUUGGUUGAAAAAAACAAACAAACCCAAAUUUAAUAAAUUUUAUAUACAGAAUAUGUACAGAAAAAUAACGCAAGAUUAUGUUUAAAAUUAUAUUAUUUCCACACAAUUUAUUUAAUUUUAUUUUAUUUUUAUUUUUUUUAGAAAAAAAAUCCCCAAAUUUCUUCCUUUCCUAUUAAAGUAAGCAAGAUAAUAUUUAAAAUUUGAUUAUUUCUGCUCAAUUAUGUUUUUGUUUUUUUGUUUUUACUAGAAAUCAUUUUAAUUCAAAGCUUCUGCUCUGCUUCUGCUGACAAUUAUAGCCACCACCACUUGCUUCAAAUUUUAUCAAAAAUUUCAAUUCCAAAUUUUAAAAUGCACUUUAAUUUUGCACUUUUAUUCCAAAAUUAUUCUCAAAUUUUACCUGAAAUUUUCUGCAGCAGUUUCUUUUUUCUCGUGGGUUUGAGUGAGUCUGGUGUGAAAUUCUUUUUUAAAAAAUCGCUUUAAAUGUACUUUGUAGUUUCGUGUCCUUUCACCAUUUUUGUGAAUUUAAAAAAAAAGGUUUACAACAAAAUGAAAAUUCAAAGUGACGUGUGGAGUUUGGGUGCCAUUGUCCGUCGGAAUUUCAGAAUUUUGUCCAAAAACUGCCUCCUGGUUUUGUCCCUUCCGCGUGUCUUGUAAAUUAACAAUGUUUUGAUUUUAUUUAUUAAUUUUGUACAGAUUUUCAGUUUUUUUUUGCUUUGUACAUUCUCCUUUUAUCGGCCAUAGAAUAAUAUAUACAUGUACAUAUGAAUAAACAUUACCUUUGUAAAAGUUCAA
Boleophthalmus pectinirostris (great blue-spotted mudskipper) is the source of this 9446-nucleotide messenger RNA. RefSeq names its product ral guanine nucleotide dissociation stimulator. Gene Ontology annotation, molecular function: guanyl-nucleotide exchange factor activity. Gene Ontology annotation, cellular component: plasma membrane. The record is from RefSeq and is a predicted model, not a curated record. The coding region runs from base 414 to 2849 and encodes 811 amino acids. Gene Ontology annotation, biological process: positive regulation of GTPase activity; Ras protein signal transduction. Lineage: Eukaryota; Metazoa; Chordata; Actinopteri; Gobiiformes; Gobiidae. The transcript is spliced from 19 exons.